AUGGCCAAAAUAAGCUUCUUGCCUACUCUCGAAGAUGCUUACGGUGCAUUAUCAGCAGAACAACUCGAGAUUUUGCGACAACAAGUGCUUUCCGAAGGUGGGGAGGUUGCAUCGAUACAGUCAAGGUUUAACUACGCCUGGGGGUUGAUCAAGUCACAAGAACAAGACGAUCAAAGGCUGGGAGUCAAGCUACUCACCGACAUAUACAAGGAGUCUUCGAUGCGUAGACGAGAGUGCCUGUAUUAUCUGACUAUUGGAUGCUACAAACUGGGGGAGUUUUCCACGGCGAGACGAUAUUCCGAUGCUCUACUUUCCCACGAACCAGAUAACAAACAGGCUCUUGCCUUGCAAACCAUGGUGGAGAAUAAGAUUCAGCGAGAGAGCUUGAAGGGUAUCGCCAUUGCUAGUGGGUGCGUUGCCGUAGCUGCUACUCUCGCCAGCUUCAUGUUCAGAAAGAAACGUUAA
This is a messenger RNA of Lachancea dasiensis, 465 nucleotides long. The record is from the annotation of a GenBank genome assembly. Lineage: Eukaryota; Fungi; Ascomycota; Saccharomycetes; Saccharomycetales; Saccharomycetaceae.